AGGAAAUCCAAAACAACAGAAAAGCUAAUGCAGAUGUUUAGUAUGGAAAUUAAAGUGAGGAAGAGGAACAGAACAGUGCUUUUGGCGCCUGCUAUGCAGGAACACCAUUAUUACCGUUAGAGAGUUCGCAACGGCUUUUCAAAUGUGACGCUGUCUUCAGGAGCUUAGGAAAAAUGCAAGAGACGCUGUUCACACUGUCGAAGCAACAAGAGGACAACAACGCACCCACAAAGGACAUCGAGCUCCUACUGCCACCGCCGUUGUGCCGCCGUCCAACGAGGACGCGCCGGGUGUCUCCCGAGACUGUGGAGAGGGCGCUCCCGAACGGAUACCUCUACAGCGGCAGCCUCUCGAGAAACGCGCUGGUCGCCAGUGGGAAGUACCUCUGGUUGGACGGGUGCAUGUACGAGGGAGGGUGGAGGAAGGGAAAGGCGUGCAGCAAGGGGCGAUUCUCCUUGCCCUCUGGUGCAACCUACAAGGGCGAGUUUGCUGCCGGGAGGAUGCACGGCCCCGAGACCUUCGUCGGCGUCGACGGGGAGAUGUAUCGCGAUGCGCGGCUCUCGGACAGGAAGCACGGGUUCGGGGAGAAGCGGUACGCGAACGGCGACGUGUACGAGGGGUGGUGGCGGUGCAACCUGCAGGAGGGGGAGGGAAGGUACACGUGGCGGAACGGGAAUGAGUACGUCGGGGAGUGGAAGAAUGGCGCCAUCUCUGGGAAGGGCGUGCUUGUGUGGAAGAACGGGAACCGUUACGAGGGGUGUUGGGAGAACGGGGUUCCCAAAGGGAGAGGCGUCUUCACAUGGCGCGAUGGGAGCACCUCCUCUGGGAAUUGGGGGAAGGAGUUUGUCAAUGAGAAACGUGUGUCGGUGGAUGAGUGUUGUAACAACAACAACAACAACAUAAAGAGUGUGAGUUUUCCCCGGAUUUGCAUUUGGGAGCUUGAUGGCGAGGCUGGGGAUAUCACUUGUGACAUUGUGGAGGCUUCUGUGUUUUAUGGUGGUGGUGGUGGUGGAGGAGGCACAGGGUGUGAGAGUGAUGUGCAGUUGCAGAGGAGUCCUUGUGGUUCUGUUGAUGGGGAUGUUAAGAAGCCUGGUCACACUGUUUCCAAAGGGCAUAAGAAUUAUGAUUUGAUGCUCAAUCUUCAACUGGGUAUUAGAUACUCUGUUGGAAAGCAUACUUCUGUUUUGCGAGAGCUUAGGCCCGGGGAUUUUGAUCCGAAGGAGAAGUUCUGGACGAGGUUCCCCCCAGAGGGGUCUAAGUUUACACCUCCUCAUCAAUCUGUGGACUUCAGGUGGAAAGAUUAUUGUCCUAUGGUGUUCAGACAUCUAAGGGAAUUAUUUGGAAUAGAUCCUGCGGAUUACAUGCUUGCUAUUUGCGGCAAUGACACACUGAGGGAGAUGUCUUCUCCUGGCAAAAGUGGAAGCUUCUUUUACCUCACUCAGGACGACCGGUUCAUUAUCAAAACCUUGAAGAAGUCUGAAGUCAAGGUGCUCACCAGGAUGCUUACCAGUUACUAUCAACAUGUGUGUCAUUACAAGAAUUCGCUGGUAACAAAAUUUUUGGGGGUUCACUGUGUCAAACCAAUUGGAGGUCAAAAGACUCGGUUUAUUGUGAUGGCCAAUGUAUUUUGUUCGGAGUAUCGGAUCCAUAGGCGGUUUGACCUCAAAGGUUCUUCUCAUGGUCGAACAACCGAUAAACCUCGGGAGGAGAUCGAUGAGACUACCACUCUUAAAGACCUUGAUCUUUGUUUUGUCUUCCGCCUGGAACAGUCUUGGUUUCAAGAGCUAAAAUGGCAACUUGAUAGAGACUGUGAAUUCUUGGAAGCAGAGGGAAUAAUGGAUUACAGUUUUUUGAUUGGCCUUCAUUUCCGUGAUGAUAGCUCAGUUGAUGACGGGAAGAGUUUAACCAAUGAGUUGUGUUCAGGCAAGAGAGACAUGCAAAAUGAUGACACACAAGAUAUGAAGUGGAUACCCAUAGGCCGGGGACUUCUAAUUCGACUGGGAACAAACAUGCCUGCCAGAGCUGAGAGAGUGUGUAAAGCUGGGUUGGAUCAGCACACUGGUACUGGAAGUAGCAAUUCUACCCCUUCAGAGAGUGGUGGUGAGGUCUCUGAUGUAAUCCUAUACUUUGGCAUAAUUGACAUUCUCCAAGAUUAUGAUAUAAGCAAAAAGCUAGAGCAUGCAUACAAGUCGCUGCAAGUGGAUCCCUCCUCCAUCUCAGCCGUUGAUCCCAAGCUAUACUCCAAAAGGUUUAGGGAUUUCAUACAUAGAAUCUUUGUGGAGGACAAAUGAUAGAUAUACUUGGAGAGAGACAAUUGGAACUGAAACGGGACCAACUUCGGCGUGGUGACACCUUAGCAUCAGGAUCAGGACAUGUCAGUGAAUGCUGCAAAUGUUGGCGAUUUAAAGUUUGAACAGAGAUGUUGAUGCCAAAAUUAAAUUCUUGAUGGCUAAAUUUUUCUCAUAGCCAUUGCAAAUGGAAUGAAAAGUGAAAACUGGUGGGGGGUGUUGGUAGAUGAUAGACAUGGCAGGGGAUGCUUUAUUUAGUUUUGUUUGUUAUUUUUUUCAUUGAGGGGAGAGAUUGAGACGAUAGUUGGUUGUAAAUGUAAAAUGCAUCAUAGGGCAUGUGAUGAGGUAUUCUUUUUUGAUGACUUUUGGUUGUGGUUGUGGAGAGAAGGGGGUAUAGGGAAUAGAAAAAUGGGUAUGGAGGAAUUCAUAUUUGACCGGGGGGUGUACAGUUAAAGAUGAAUAAAGGAAUUGAAUUGAGGGAACA
This is a messenger RNA of Vigna radiata var. radiata (mung bean), 2772 nucleotides long. Its product is annotated as phosphatidylinositol 4-phosphate 5-kinase 2. Lineage: Eukaryota; Viridiplantae; Streptophyta; Magnoliopsida; Fabales; Fabaceae. The record is from RefSeq and is a predicted model, not a curated record. Gene Ontology annotation, biological process: phosphatidylinositol metabolic process. The coding region runs from base 174 to 2291 and encodes 705 amino acids. Gene Ontology annotation, molecular function: ATP binding; 1-phosphatidylinositol-4-phosphate 5-kinase activity. The transcript is spliced from 9 exons.